AUGGCGGAGCUCUACGGCCCAAUGAAGGAAACGACUGAAACUUGCGUACGGAUUCACGACAUCGAGGCAAGAGUGUUCAAACUCUUGCUGCAUUUCGUCUACACGGACUGGCUGCCUGAGAUGGACGAGGGUGUUAUCGUAGUCAUGUGGCAGCAUUUACUCGUCGCUGCAGAUAGAUAUGGUCUCGAGAGGUUGAAGCUAAACUGCGAGCACAACCUUUGCUGCCGUAUCAACGCAAGCACUGUGGCAACUACGUUGGCAUUGGCUGAGCAGCUUGGUUGCCAGGGCCUUAAGAAAGCACGCGUCCAAUUUCUGAAGUCAAGUAGCAAUUUGAAGGCUGCAAUGGCGACCGAUGGUUUUGAGCAUUUGACGACCAGCUGUCCUAACGUUCUUGAGGAGCUGCUGGCCAUGGUUGCUCCAUGA
This is a messenger RNA of Miscanthus lutarioriparius, 423 nucleotides long. Lineage: Eukaryota; Viridiplantae; Streptophyta; Magnoliopsida; Poales; Poaceae. The record is from the annotation of a GenBank genome assembly.